This is a messenger RNA of Drosophila kikkawai, 2821 nucleotides long. It is a transcript of the gene Myd88, whose product is annotated as myeloid differentiation primary response protein MyD88. Gene Ontology annotation, cellular component: plasma membrane. NCBI's taxonomy places the organism in Eukaryota, Metazoa, Arthropoda, Insecta, Diptera, Drosophilidae. Gene Ontology annotation, molecular function: TIR domain binding; Toll-like receptor binding. Gene Ontology annotation, biological process: toll-like receptor 4 signaling pathway; Toll signaling pathway; MyD88-dependent toll-like receptor signaling pathway. The record is from RefSeq and is a predicted model, not a curated record.
GUUAUCGUGAUCUGUGCCCCAGCGCAGAAUGAAAAAAAGAUAGCAGAAAGAAAGAAAAAAGUGAACAGAAAUUAAUUAGCAAUUAGCAAUUAACCAGUGUGUAAAUACUGGGAGCGAGUAAAACAGCCGCCGCCAGACUAGAACCAGCUGAGCUGAUAGUUCCCGUUAUUCCACCCGUGCGCCCCCGCAAGCUUUCCGCGUGGACGUGAAACCAAAAUAAACAAGCGAGGAAGGAGCAGGGCAAAGAGGAAGAACGAGAGACGAGACAACGGGGCAGAAACAAAAGCACAAAACGGCGGACAGAACCAGACGUAAAAAAACAACAAACCGGAGCGGACGAGCACUCGAGCAAUCUCUCGCCAAGUCGAAAUUUAUUUUUGUGUUUAGUACGCGCGUGUGUGAGUGUAUGUGUGCGAGAAUAUACAUAUAUAUUCAUUAUAAUAUUUAAACAAAAAUCAUACGCCAGACAAGAAGAUCGAGCAGGCAGACAGAUAAAUAAAAACCGAAUUAAAAUCCUCAAAAACAAAAAAAAAAAAAAAACGACAACAAAACCACAAUCGAGGGACAAAAACAACGCCAACGACGGUGACGGUGACGCGGCAAAGGUGCUGGAGGUCACUCGCGGCACAUUUCGCGCACGGUCGUCUGCCCCCUGUCCAUGUCCCCCGCCCCGACUUGACACCACCCCCCGGACGCGUAACCAGUUCCAGUUCCAUCCGCCCGCAACAGAGCACGCGCGAUCUUCCCCAAAAAAAAAAAAAAAACAGCAGCGAGGAGAACGUAAAAAACAAUAGCAAAGCUCACGCGCUUCUCUUUUAUUAUUAUUGUGUGCGCGCUCUCGACUGAUAAACGUCAGUUGAUAAAUACGUAUCGUCGGUCGCAUCCACCACAUCCACCAGGAAUAAGCAGAGACGACGGCAACGGCGAGGAAUAAAGGGGAACAAACACCAGCAAACAAACACCAAUUAUUCCAAUAAAGCCAGCGCCAAGUGCGAAUGCGCCCUCGAUUUGUAUGCCAUCAGCAGCAGCACUCGGCGGCGGCGGCGGCUACCCAUUCCCACUUCCACAUCCAUUCCCAUUCCAAUACCCAUACCCAUUCCCAUAACCACGUCCAGCCUGAGCCGCGUCCACAUUCCCACAUUGACGUCAGCUAUCGACGUUAUCGCACCGCUAACAGCAUGGUGGUGGCCGAGUCGGGCGGCGUUAUGGGAAUGGGAGUCAUGGACACCUCCAACGGAUCGGGACACUUCAAUGAAACACCGCUCUCCGAGCUGAGCAUAGAGACCCGCACCCAAUUGUCACGCAUGCUCAACCGCAAGAAGGUCCUGCGAUCGGAGGAGGGCUACCAGCGGGAUUGGCGUGGCAUAUCGGAGCUGGCCAAGCAAAAGGGCUUUGUGGAUGAGAAUGCCAAUAAUCCCAUGGAUCUGGUACUUAUCAGUUGGAGCCAGAGGAGUCCGCAAACCGCCAAGGUGGGGCACCUGGAGAACUUUCUCGGCAUCAUUGAUCGAUGGGAUGUCUGCGAUGAUAUCCAGGAGAAUCUGGCCAAGGACACCAGUCGCUAUAUUGUCAAGCGAGAGCAGCGACAGGCAGCUCUGGUAGAGGCCUGUCCUCCGCCGCCCAGCGACUGCUUCGAGGCCAACAACAACAAUAGCAACUACAGCAGCAGCAACAACAUCACCGUGGGCCAGAGUGUCCAAAUCUUGAGCGAUGAGGAUCAGCGUUGUGUGCAAAUGGGUCAACCGCUGCCCCGAUACAAUGCCUGCGUUUUGUACGCCGAAGCUGAUAUCGAUCAUGCCACCGAAAUCAUGAAUAAUCUGGAAUCGGAGAGGUAUAAUCUCAGGCUCUUCCUGCGUCACCGCGACAUGCUUAUGGGUGUGCCCUUCGAACAUGUCCAGCUCUCCCACUUCAUGGCCACCCGCUGUAAUCACCUGAUUGUUGUGCUCACCGAGGAGUUUCUCCGGAGUCCGGAGAACACGUACCUCGUGAACUUCACCCAGAAGAUACAAAUCGAGAAUCACACUCGCAAAAUCAUACCCAUACUGUACAAGACAGACAUGCACAUACCCCAGACCCUGGGCAUCUAUACGCACAUUAAAUACGCCGGUGACUCCAAGCUGUUCAACUUCUGGGACAAGCUGGCCAGGUCGCUGCAUGACCUGGAUGCCUUCUCUAUCUACGCUCCGCGUCAAGUGCAAACACCCUCUCCCACGGAUGAAUCGGGCCCUCAGCGAGUGACCACCCCCAGCAUACGGAUACAGAUCAACGACAAAGACGUCACCGAUAUGCCCAGCUACAACAACAGCUACAACAGUGUCCCAGAAGCCGAGGAAACCACAUUAGUUUCGGUAUCCGGCGAUACCAGCUUGCCGCUGCCGGAGCUAAAGCCCAAGAAGAAGGACCGGUUUCUGCGCAAGUUCACGCACAGCUUUGGCAAAACACCAAAAAGCGAUAGUGGCAAGCCUUUGCGGCAUGCUCACUCCGUUAGCACCAUCAAUGUGACGGAACGGGAGAGGACACUAAGUGCCAGCAGCUCCAAUAUCUCCACCACGUCGGAGAGCAAGAAGAGCUCCAUUAAAUGGCAGCCGAAUAUACUGAAGAAGGUUCUAUUCUCGCGAUCGAGCAGCAAGCUGCAGACACCGGGCUGAGUCCCCAUCUCUCCUGCUCGCGUGUGUGUGUGUGCCCAGUCUAGUUACCACCCUCCAUGCUUAGUGAUAAUCCGUAGUCUGUAAAACCUAAUCAAAGUCAAAUAACUAACUUAAUACUACUUAGACGCACUUGUUAACUUAUAUAAGACAACAACGAAUAAAGACAAUACCACAUA